AUGGAUGCCGAUGUCGAUGCGAGCGACAUCGAUGAUGGUGAUGACGACGAUGCUGGUAUUUUCAGCAUCACUAAUGACCGCCACGGUGAGGACGAUAAUACCCUUACUGGUAAAGACCUCGUUCUUUCAGCAGUGCACGCGAAGCGCACUGCUGUCAACAAGAAUAAACAAGCAGAGCGAUUUUCGCUGACUUGCGAAGGGUUGUCCACUUCGUUCAAUAUUCUAUUGCAGAUGCACUAG
Molecule: messenger RNA, 240 nt
Organism: Peronospora matthiolae
Lineage: Eukaryota; Oomycota; Peronosporomycetes; Peronosporales; Peronosporaceae
Source: the annotation of a GenBank genome assembly